Molecule: messenger RNA, 786 nt
Organism: Epithele typhae
Lineage: Eukaryota; Fungi; Basidiomycota; Agaricomycetes; Polyporales; Epitheliaceae
Exons: 1
Source: RefSeq, a predicted model, not a curated record
CACGACGACGACCCCAUUCCCAGUACUCCAACCCCACCCCUCCUCUUGGACCACGUGAAGACGUUUAGGUACACGCCACACAAGUAUCGCGAAGGCCCUCGAGCGUACAGAUCCGAAUAUGUUCUUCUCGGGCUCAUCAUCCCACCGCUCAGCGCCUCCGUCACGACGCUCCAGCUCCCCCUCGAGAACGCGCCUCUUCACGAGAUGUCGCUCCACCACUGGCCUUUCCUUAAUGAACUCGUUCUCGAGGGCGAGCACCUCGCGCUGGCAGACGUCACUCCUACGCCGUACAUCUGUUUUCUCGCCAAGAUGCCGAACCUCCGCCGUCUCCGCCUGCACACAGCGGAUGUGCACAGAAAUCCCCAUUACACCCUGUUGUCGCGGUUGGAGCCGCCUCCGGCAGUCUGGCCCGUGUCAGUUCCUCCGACGAAGAGGCCUCCGCUGCAGGCGCUCGAGGAGCUCACGGUGAGCCACCCUCGCACCGACGAUCAGCUGUGGGGUCACCUGCCGUCCGGACUGCGGGAGCUGCGGUUGUGUUCUUGGCCGCACCGAGGAACGCUCCUCCAUCUGUACGAGUCCCAUUACUCCAUGCCGGUUCGGUCGGGUUUGGCAUGGCGCUCGCCGCUCAUCUCGUCGUCCACGCUGUCCCGCAUCGUUGCCUCGUGCCGCAGCGCGUGCAACGUGACCGUGCUGGAGCUCGAGUACGCCACGGACGACGGCGAGAACGCUCUCCUCGAGACCGUGACGGCGACGUUUCCGGCGCUGCAGCGGCUGACGCUCCUGCGG